Caenorhabditis bovis is the source of this 2760-nucleotide messenger RNA. NCBI's taxonomy places the organism in Eukaryota, Metazoa, Nematoda, Chromadorea, Rhabditida, Rhabditidae. The record is from the annotation of a GenBank genome assembly.
AUGUUUGUAAUUAUUGUCGUCCUCUCGAAGCAAGACGGUUAUCGUCAUCGUGAACCAAAAUAUGAAAUAGAGCCAAGGAUGAGUCAGAGUUUGAUCUGCGAGCGUAGAUCGCAGUCUCCUGUAGAUGUGAGCUUGGCCUUGAGCGAAGAUUCUACUAUAACAAUAACCGAAAUUAAUGGAAGAUCAUUCAACGCUAAAGCUAUCAAUACAACCCCCGUUAUGUUGCGCAGGCGGAGCCAAUUGAAUCGACCCCGAAAUUAUCGAAUUCUGGAUCCACAGGAAACACGCAUGGUUUUCCAGCAGCAAAGUCGCGAGCUUGAUGACAAAAAGAACCUGAUUUUGCGAAGGAGAAGCGCAAAAAAAUCAGUGGAAUUGCCGCCGCCAAUGAUAAUCACGCCACCUAUUCUCCAGCCGGCACCUACUCUUCAAUCCUCAGAAUGUUGUUCGGUGUGUCACAAAUUGAAAAGGGUUUCCAACCGAACACAAUCAUAUCCAUUAGAGUUUACAAUGACUGCAACCAGCACUAAUGAUGGGGAAACUGCACGUCUCUCAUUUGUUUCUUCUUCAACAGGCUACAGUAGUGCCAGAUCGUCCCUAAGAAGUUCAGAUGGAGGAGAUGAAGCUAAUAAUAACGGGCUGAGCAAUAGAGAUAGCGCAAUCAGCAACACAUUUUCGCUAGUAUCUCAGAGCAGUGCCAGAAGAUCAGCCCUAUUAUCAAAAGGCUCUUUAACACAGCUGGAUCGUAUUGCCAUAGAAUUAGUGGAUACAGAGAGAUCUUAUGUUGAAGAUCUUAAUUCCGUAAUAAAAGGAUACAUGGAUUAUUUGGUAGAAGAAAGAGAAAAGCUUAAAAUGACUCUUGAUGCAAUUUCCUCUUUAUUUGGAUGUAUCGAACGCAUUUUUGCGUUUAAUUUGCAAUUAUUCGUUCAAUUGGAUUCGAUGGAUUUAGAUUGCAUCAAGAUUUGCCGGUGUUUUGUCGAAAAUUCCAAUAAGUUUUCUGAUUAUAUUUCAUAUUGCACUAAUUAUCAUAAAAUGAUGUCUACAUUAUGUACCUUGCAACAACAACCAAAUAUUUCAAAAGCACUGGCUGAUCGUCAGCAUUUUCUUGGUCAUUCACUUCCAUUGUCAGCCUAUCUAUUAAAACCAGUUCAACGAAUUCUUAAAUAUCAUUUGUUUAUAGAAAAUAUUCUCAAAAACCUUCCCAGUGACACUAGCAAUGAUGAAAUUUCAAUUGUAAAAAAAGCUUAUGACGUUAUGACGUCACAGGCUGCUAGGAUUAACGAUGAGAAAAAGAAGGCGGAGCACACAGAACGUGUUGGCCAACUUCAAGCGACUUUGCAGAAAUGGAAAGCUGAUGAGAUCCAAAUCACAAAUUUAUCUGCUUACGGCGACCUUCUUCUUGAGGCAAACUUUCGUCAAGCGGGAUCAAAAACCUCGAGACUUCUUUUUCUGUUCGAGGAAAUGCUUUUGAUUGUAAAACAGAGAGGAUCAAAUUACGUUUGCAAAGAUUAUAUUAUGUGUUCCAAUUUGAUGCUAAAUGAAUGGAUUUGUCGCGAGGAACCUCUAGCAUUUCAAGUUUUGUCCUUCGACAAUCCAAGAGCUCAAUAUGUGUUUCUGGCUCAAUCAAUGGAUCAAAAGCGUGUUUGGAUGCAAGAACUCAAACGAAUGAUGUUAGAUCAUUAUUCGAUUGAGAUUCCGGAGAAAACAAAGCAAUUAAUGUUGAGUAUUGAUAAUACUCGAGUAAUUCCAUUCGGUCGUCCUGAAUUCGCAGAAGUCUCGAUGAAAAAUCACAAGAAAGUCCCAAAGUACUUGGAGAAACGUCGAAAAAGCAUUGAUAACAGAGAAGAGAGCACACGAAGAAGAAGCUUAUCGGCUUCGCGGCUGCUUGGAGGGAGCAAAAUAUCAAUUUAUGACCAAAGUUCACAAAUUCACGACAAGAAAUGCACGUGCCACGUGAACGGAGGCAUUUUCAAUGGGCAUCCGAGUACUUCUAGAUCAGCGAUUCAUUCAACGCUAACACUUCAAUCUCAAACACCAACCGGAGUAUUAUACUACCGCACUCCAGUUUGCCGCACACAGUCCGCAGCAACUAUUAAUUUAUCCCAGGUAAACAUAAUCGAACCAACAAUUUCCGAAGUGCCUUCAAAUGCUGCUGUGAUGUCAUCAAGAAGCAGAUAUCAGCAGGCGAGGAAUAAAAGAUUACCUCCAAGACAUAACCAAGAUUCACGAUCAUCAUCAGACCGACGGCUUGGGGAAGAGGAAAUCGACAAAAAAUUCGACCAACUUUAUGAAGAGCUUGUUUCAUUCGGGGAUCAGAAGCCACCUACUCAGCUUCGAAUCAAGUCAGAAGCUCCAUCGGAUACCGUAGUCAUAAUUGCAGUAGCACCGGAAACGGUUAGCCUUGACGUUCCAGAGAGUAAUCCCAGAGCAAGAUCAAAAUCUCUAACAAGACUCGAUGAAUAUGAAACCGAGUCGCCAUAUUUAAAACCGACGAUUGAAAGAAGAUACUCAAAAUUGGACCAAUUAAAAAGAAAAUCUAGGAAAUAUUUGCUCAAUCAUGAGCCAGAGGCAGCUGAUGUGCUGCGGCCGUCCGCUGGCCGGUUAUCAGUAACCGAUCAUGAGAUGAUAAUUCACGUAGAGGAGCCAUACAGUAGAAAUUCGUGCCGUCAACGAACUCCCUUAACUGCUCAACAAGCUGCGGAACUCGAUAAUUAUUUACCAAAUGAUGCCAAUGACGUAAAGUCGAUACUAAAACGAAAAUGA